Messenger RNA from Nematostella vectensis (starlet sea anemone), 3035 nucleotides. RefSeq names its product beta-hexosaminidase. Gene Ontology annotation, biological process: ganglioside catabolic process; carbohydrate metabolic process; glycosaminoglycan metabolic process. Gene Ontology annotation, molecular function: beta-N-acetylhexosaminidase activity; polysaccharide binding. NCBI's taxonomy places the organism in Eukaryota, Metazoa, Cnidaria, Anthozoa, Actiniaria, Edwardsiidae. The record is from RefSeq and is a predicted model, not a curated record. The transcript is spliced from 9 exons. Bases 168 to 2822 code for a protein of 884 amino acids. Gene Ontology annotation, cellular component: membrane.
AAUUGCUGUAACCUUUUCUUCUCAAGUGACUGAUCAUGAUGACAGCGAUCGAGGGAAGUUCCGCUGUUCUGAAGUGUAUUGGUUGCUAGCCACGCUUCUAAGGCCUGGCACAGGGAAGCACCAAGUAAAGUAAAUCUCUAGAACCAUUUGUGGGUUUAAGCGAACCAAUGGUUCUCCUACGAUUGUGUUUGGCGAUCUUUACGGCGCUAGCCCUCUUUUCUACAGCAGUAAACAGUGUGAGUCAAGCCGAGCUCGACAACAUGGCAGCCAAAAUUGAUCUGCGCUAUGACGUCAUCUCCAAUCUCCAAGGCGACGGAAGGUAUAGUGCAAAGCUCACACUGACAAACACCGGAACGACCGUGAUAACCAAGGGGGACUGGGACCUGGUAUUUUGCUCUAUAAGGCUCAUUGUUCCGGACAGCAGCACCGAAAGAGCGGGAGUGAAAGUCAGUCACAUUAACGGCUGUCUUCAUAAGAUGACGCCCCUUGAGACUUUCCCUGUAUUGGCAGCCGAUCAGAAUGUAGAGAUUCCUUUUAGAGCAAUGAACUGGGUCGUCGCCAAGACAGAUAUUAUGCCGAAUUGGUUUUUCGCCGCGGAUGGACUGGAGCCUAGAGUGGUGAAAAGUACUGAGGGGGAGGGGCUAAGUUUUGUUGGCAAAUUUACCACGGAAGAGCAGUGGAAGCGAUAUGCGAACGAUCAAUACAACCCAUACACAGCUCAAGGCAGAUAUGACGUCAUUGGUUUUGAUGACCUCGGGGAGGAUGGGUGGGGAGAUAUUGUCACCAUUCCACAGCCAAUGACCGUGCAGGGCCUGGAGAGGAAAUCACGUGUUGGGAUUAGAGCUGACUGGAAGAUUUUCGCUGAUGGCGGAUUCCAGAAAGAGGCACAGCUUCUCAAAGCUAAGUUCAAUGCGCAAAUCGCAUCUUCCAUGCCAUUCAACCAGUCAAAGCUCAUCCGAUUGGUCAAGGGUGAUCCUAACGUCACAAGAGGCGUGGCUUCGUCUGAGGCGUACAGUCUCGAAAUCAAGGUUGCAGAAAAAGAGAUAAAACUGACGGGUAGCCAUGCAUCCGGGGUCUUCUAUGGCGUACAAACCCUGAUUGCCUUAGCUGACAAAGAAAAUACCGUUCCCAUGGUAACCAUCAAGGACGCCCCUAGAUACGGCUAUCGCGGGAUGCACCUUGAUGUUGGACGGAACUUCAUGGAGAAAGCCGCUGUCCUGAAGCUGUUGGAUGCCAUGGCAACAUACAAGAUGAAUAAAUUCCAUUUUCACCUUACGGACGACGAGGGCUGGAGACUAGAAAUCCCUGGACUGGAGGAGCUUACGACGGUUGGCUCCAAGCGUUGCUAUGACAUCAACACCACCAGAUGCAUCCUUUCUCAGCUAGGUUCAGGCCCCUCUCCGUCCACCUCCGCCCAGUACUACUCUGUCAGUGAUUACAAAGAAAUCCUGAAACGCGCGAAUGAUCUUCACAUUCAAGUUAUCCCCGAAUUCGACAUGCCGGGGCAUGGUUACGCCGCAAUCAAAUCCAUGGAGGCGAGGUUUAAACGGCUGAAAGAUUCAAACCCCAGCGAGGCUUCAAAAUAUAUUUUAUCGGACUUCAAUGACACUUCGAAAUAUUUAUCCAUUCAGUAUUUCACGGAUAAUGCCAUCAAUCCUUGUAUUGAAUCAACUUACGCUUUUAUUGAGAAAGUCCUCACCGAAGUCAAGAGCAUGCACAAAGACAUCCAACCGCUGACCGUGUAUCACUUUGGCGGGGACGAAGUGGCGCAUGGGGCCUGGACCAAGUCCAGCGCCUGCGAGCAAUUAGCUCAGCGGAUGGGGUAUAACCUUACCGGAAGUGACAUCGUGGAUAAGCUGAAGGGGUAUUUCGUUGAGCGCGUUGCAAACAUAACUGUUAAUGACGGCCUCAGUCUAGCGGGCUGGGAAGAUGGGUUGUUAGGACACGGCGAAGUCCCGUAUAACCGAAAGUCGUUUCGAAAUUCCAACGUGAUGGCGUAUGCGUGGAAUAACAUCUGGGAGUGGGGGUCUGGGAAGAGGGCGUAUCUACUGGCGAACGCUGGGUAUAAGGUGGUUAUGACCCAGGCCACUCACCUUUACUUCGACUUCCCGUACGAGCCUGACCCGCAGGAGCGUGGGUACUACUGGGCAACUCGAUUCACCGACACCCGAAAAACGUUCGGAUUUAUGCCUGAUAACCUGUUCAAUAACGUCGAGCAGAAAGUCACAGGAGAACCUCUAACACGAGAGGAGCUUUGCAAGACUGAGGGCAUGUGUGUUGAACUUGUUAAGAAGGAAAACAUCAUUGGCAUGGCGGGAGCCCUGUGGACCGAGACCGUGCGAACCGCUGACCAGAUGGACAGCAUGAUCUUCCCGCGUCUUCUCGCUGUUGCGGAACGCGCGUGGCACAAGGCAUCAUGGGAAGACAUAAGCGACAAGACUGAGCGUAACAAUAAGCGGUCUGAGGCAUGGAAACGAUUCGCCACCUACUUAGGGCAUCUCGAAAUGACUAGGCUUGACGCUAUGAAAAUCAAGUACCAUCUACCACCCCCUGGGGCUAGAGUCGAGAACUCAAAGCUCAAAGUCCGAACUGCUAUACAAGGGCUACCUGUACAGUUCUCAAAGGAUGAUGGGAAGACAUGGAGCGACGUAACUGAUUCGACGGAAGUGCGUGGCAAACUCGUGCUGCGCACAAAGUCAGCGGAUGGCACCCGCCAGAGCAGGCUCGUAACAUUGAACAUGGAUGUGUCUGUUGCUUCACGCCUUUCGGUUGCACGGGUAUUGGUCACCCUGUGGUGUUUUACAUUAACGUCCGUGCUCUGAACCUGUGGAAUUCUGCCUAAAGACCGUUCAGUUCGUAGUUUCUGUCUGAACAACCAUCUAUGACAUCUUAUUCCAUUUCAUAACGCAAUAUUUUUGCGAUUUCACUAUUCCGUAAAAAAAAAGCCACUUUACUUUCGCGAUUUUGAAUAUGUGAAAUCCUACAAAAACUUAGACAAAGUGUAUCCAUGAAACUUAUUAAACCGAUAAAUAUUG